AUGGCCACCGUCCUUGCUGCCCGGGGCGAGAUGACAGGCAAGCGCCCCAUCAAGCUGACCGCCAAGAUGCAGGGAGCUGGGGGACUCGGCAACCGCUUGCGUGGCGGUGUCAACAAGCGCAACAUUGGCGGCGGCCGACUGCUGCAGAAUGUCCGCAAGGAUGGCGUUCGUGAAGUCGUCGACGACAACGACGAUGAAGGCAAUGUCACGGGCAUUGCUCACACCUCCGCUGCCGCAGCUGACCCGGCUAGCGGCGCUGGUGAUGCCGCUCCCUUGGGGGUCCAGGUCCAUGCUGACGACUUCAGUGAUGAGGAGCAUGGGGAGGAAGAGGAACACACGAAGUUGCAGACGGACAGCAAUGGUCGCGUGGAAAUGCCCGGGGAUGGGCGAAAGGACACGCUGAACAACAUCACAGAUCGUGCUGGGGCGUCGCCUUCCACCCAAAAUCCUGCAGGGAGCCCACUGGAGGGUGUUGCUGCUAACGACCAUGCUCCUAACGACCGACUUGCCGACUUGGAGCGAACCACGCAGCAACAGUCGCUGCUGAUUUCGUCGCUGUUGAAGCAGCUGAACAACGGGUCUGCCUCCAACCCGGGGAGUGGUGCGGUGGGUCCUGCCUCGGGGUCUCCAAACACCAGUGGAACGCCGCGAGCAGCACCAUCUACCCAGCGUGCAACUCCUGUGGUGCAGCAGAAGAGGAAGUAUCCUACAAUGGUUGACACUGGCAACUCGGACGAGCUUACGACUGUCUACCCGUCAGACAGCUUGGUGAUGCAGUGCCUCAUUGUGGUGCACCACAAGGCACGUGGCAAGCACAUCCCUACGGAUGCGUGCGUGAACGCAGAUGACAUCGCCAGCUACCACCGCAAGGUGAAAGCGGCCAUCCGCAAGACCUUCGAAGAGUCCCCGGAUGACCAGCUGCCCGCUUGGUCGCACCAGCACCAGGGGUGGGUGUUUGGGCCCACCAAGACCGUGGUGAUCUCGGGCAGUGGCUUCCCUGAUCUUGUCCCCGAUGCCGCUGAAAAGAAGGUUGUUAAGCUCCUGUUCGAGUAUGCUCAGCUGGAGCCGAAGAAAGGCAAGAAGAUGAAGACCACUUCUAACAACAGUGCUGGCACUGUGGAGCGUGAUAUCUUGGAUGAUGUGGGUGAAUGGGAGGAUGCCAAGGAUAGUGUUUAG
This is a messenger RNA of Closterium sp. Naga37s-1, 1176 nucleotides long. NCBI's taxonomy places the organism in Eukaryota, Viridiplantae, Streptophyta, Zygnematophyceae, Desmidiales, Closteriaceae. The record is from the annotation of a GenBank genome assembly.